Messenger RNA from Suillus clintonianus, 859 nucleotides. RefSeq names its product phosphoribosylglycinamide formyltransferase. Gene Ontology annotation, molecular function: phosphoribosylglycinamide formyltransferase activity. The transcript has 3 exons. Bases 77 to 781 code for a protein of 234 amino acids. Gene Ontology annotation, cellular component: cytoplasm. The record is from RefSeq and is a predicted model, not a curated record. Lineage: Eukaryota; Fungi; Basidiomycota; Agaricomycetes; Boletales; Suillaceae. Gene Ontology annotation, biological process: 'de novo' IMP biosynthetic process.
AGCCGUUACUUUGCACUGCGUCACAACGUAUUGAGUCCCACAGUGACCCGUUGCAGAUUGAUUGAGUGCAAGCGACAUGCAAGAUCCUAACACUAAUACUGGCACUGCACCAUCGCCACGACGAUUAGCAGUCCUCAUCUCAGGAGAGGGAACGAACCUCCAAGCACUAAUCGACGCACAAAAUACCCCCUCCCUCCCAAACACCCAGAUCGUCCUCGUCCUCUCCAACCGCAAAAACGCACGCGGCCUGAUCCGCGCCUCCACCUCCCACCCGCACCCGAUCCCAACAGCUUACAUCGGCCUCCAGCCGUUCCUCAGAUCUAACCCCGGAAAGACGCGCGAGGACUACGAUGUGGAGGUCGCGCGGAUCGUGCUGCGCGCGAAGCCUGAUGCGGUCGUGUGUGCGGGGUGGAUGCAUAUCGUGAGCGAGGGGUUUCUGGAUGUACUCAAGGGGACGCGGGUGUUGGAUGGUGAGGAGGUGCUGGAGAGGGAGGUGCCUGUGAUUAAUAUCCAUCCGGCGUUGUUUGGGCAGUUUGAUGGGACGCAUGCGGUUGAGCGGGGGUUUGAGGCGUUUCAGAAGGGGGAGGUGGAUGAGUUGGGUGUGAUGGUGCAUCGCGUGGUUAAGGAAGUUGAUCGUGGCGAGCCGUUGAUUCAGAGGAGAGUGGAGGUGGUGAAGGGGGAGGCGAUAGAGGCUUAUGAGGAGAGACUACAUAAGGUAGAGUGGGAGAUUAUUGUCGAGGCUACUCGGAUGGUGCUGGACGAGUUACAAUUGCCCCUAUGACGCUCCAAACCCCACUUUAUUAAACUGCGCGAUACACAACAUGAGUGCGCGAUACACAACCAAAUGCGCGAUACAACA